Messenger RNA from Gasterosteus aculeatus aculeatus (three-spined stickleback), 1281 nucleotides. The record is from RefSeq and is a predicted model, not a curated record. Lineage: Eukaryota; Metazoa; Chordata; Actinopteri; Perciformes; Gasterosteidae.
GGAAAUGUAAGUACUGUGAGUUUAUCCGUGAGAAAAGGGGUUACCUUUUAAAACAUUAUCGGUUAAAACACGGAAACUAUGGUAGAACUGUCCCAUUUCCCUGCUUACACCAACAAUGUGUGUGCAUUUGAUCAGGCAGCCCUGGAGGCCUGUAAAGACUUGGUUGAUGAAAUGCAGAAGAGAACAAAUGGACCUCUUGUGAAACAGAAGAUGGAUCAGACGUUUGCUCUGAGAAGAAAAGAGGUAGUGGAGUCGGAACCUGCCAUAAGCACGAUGGUGAGACGCUGGCCUGCCCUUUUCACUGAAGAUCAAGUCUUCAUGGAGUUCAGCAGGAUUGUGGGCAAGAACCUCAAGACGGAAUUCUAUGAGAGCAUCGACCGGCACAGUCCUCGUGUCCUCGAGUUAUUUGGAUCCAAGAGAGGGAAUGUUGGACAGACCAAUACUACAGAGCCAACUGAGUGUCAGAGGGCUUCCUAUCAUCCUGGGGACAACCCCACAGACGUCUUCAAAGCAGGCUUUGAAUCUGACGAUGAGGAUUCUUUUUGUCACCCAGACAUUGGGAGACUUCUUAUUGAGCGUGAAGGUGCUGUGCUCACAUCCUCCCAGCAUCUCAGUCCAGCCUCGUUGGAAAUCAUCAUUGAGGGAGAAGUCGUGAUGGACAACAUUCAAGAUCUGCCCAAAGCAAUGUGCAUUCUGUUUGGACUCAUGUAUGCACUCCAUCUUAACUACCCCAAGACUAUGAAGCUCACAUUUCAGUUCAUCCAACAGGUAUUGCUCUUGUUAGGCCACACUGACCUAAAGCCAAAGCUACAGACUUUGAAAAAUCAGCGCGCAAUGUAAAGAGAUGUCAAGUCUACUUUAAGAAACUGUUGACUAUUUUUGUUUUCUUACCUGUGGGGUAAACCUUUUUAUUUUCUGUAAAACAGGUGGACACACAGACGCAUAAAACGCAGACACACACACAGACACAUACAACACCCACACACAAAACUGACACACCUAUACACACUUAUAUUUUGUGGGAAGCGUGCUAAAGGAUGUGACUUGUGUGACAAUAUAAACUGAGCGGAGUUGUAGCGGAAAGACAUAGGACAUUGUUAUAUUAUAUACAUGUUUCAGUUCUUCAUCAGUCUAUGUAGAUGGAAUUAGAUAUUGUUCUGAUAUGAUAGUCUGUUGCUUCAUGCUCUGGCCUCCCUUCAUUGAGGCAGAUGAAACAGAUCCUUUUUGUGAUUAGCUGUGUUUGGCCAUUUUUCUUAAAAGUAAAAUGCAUUGGAGCAUUUA